AUGUAUUCGAAUAUCAAAACUAUCCGAAACACCUUGAGCAACUUGUUGCUCCUCACUCUCCUUACAUUGACUUUCAUCAACUGUUCCUCAAUGCAAACCAAUCUCUUUCCCUCCAAUUCUAGAGCAAUCAACGUUGCUGGUGGCACAUCAGUGUCAUCUGCCAAUGAAUUUCCACAUAUGGUCAGCAUUCAAUACUACUCGAGCUCAUCAGUUGCCACAGGAAUCCACUUCUGUGCAGGAACCAUCAUAUCCCCUCUCCACAUUGUCACUGCUUCUCACUGUGAUAUUGGUGUCACUUUAGAUAAAUUGAGAAUUAUUGCUGGGAAUUCGAAUAAUCAAUGCACCGCUAGUUCAACAUCAUGCACGAUUCGUACAGUUACCAAAUUCACAAAGCAUCCAAAUUAUGACAGUUCUACCAUUAAGAAUGAUAUUGCAAUCAUUGAAUUGGAUCAACCAAUUCCAUUGGACGGAGUUAGAGCAGUUGCCGCCAAAAUUGAGAAUUUGACAUUGGAUCAAUUUCUUUCAUCUAGUUCUAGCUCAAUGGUAAAUAUUGCUGGUUGGGGAAGAACUACAACUCAAUCAAGCGUUCAAGUGAUUCAGAAGGCUAUGGUUCCAAUUUCGCCAGUUUCAGUUUGUAACGCCAAAAAUUUGGGAGUUUCGUCUCCAAAUCAAAUAUGUGCUGGUAAUGGAAAUGGUAUUGAUACUUGUGGUGGUGAUAGUGGUGGUCCACUUUUCAGAGUUAUUGCUGCAGGAACUGUCAAUAACAAUUUACCAAUCUUUGUCUUGACAGGUGUCGUUUCUUAUGGACCUCCAGGAUGUGGUGGAUCAAAUGUUGGUGCCUACACAAAUGCAACUCAAUAUAUCUCAUUUAUAAGAGAACAAGUUGGUUCCUCAUAUACAGUUGAAAAGUACGGAGAUAGUUCAAAGCCAAUUAUUACUCCAACUCCUGUGCCAUCUCCUUCUCCAGUCGUUCCUGUUCCUUCUAAUAAUGGUAAUAAUCAAUCUUGUAAAUGCAAGUGGUAUUGUAAGAAGGUUAGACAAAUGAGGGAAAUGAGAUUGAGAGGUGGAAUGAAUGUUGAUGAGAGUCAAUUUAUGAAAUGGAUAAAGUUAAAUCCAUUCAAUAAAAUGUAA
This is a messenger RNA of Naegleria gruberi, 1131 nucleotides long. RefSeq lists its product as uncharacterized. Gene Ontology annotation, molecular function: serine-type endopeptidase activity. Gene Ontology annotation, biological process: proteolysis. The transcript has a single exon. The coding region runs from base 1 to 1131 and encodes 376 amino acids. Lineage: Eukaryota; Heterolobosea; Eutetramitea; Acrasida; Naegleriidae. The record is from RefSeq and is a predicted model, not a curated record.